Molecule: messenger RNA, 984 nt
Organism: Lactuca sativa (garden lettuce)
Lineage: Eukaryota; Viridiplantae; Streptophyta; Magnoliopsida; Asterales; Asteraceae
Source: RefSeq, a predicted model, not a curated record
AUGACACCUACGAAUGUGAUGAAGCAUCGAUCUCAUAGUAGUUUCCACCAUUCAAUAGAAGGUAAAUCUCUUAUGGUGCAAUUUGGUCAAGCGGGGUUGAAACCUUCUCAGAUUAAAAAAGAUGUUAAUAAAAUGAAAACCUCAAAUGUAGCUGAUGUUACUUCAAAGAAAUGUGUCGAUGUCUUAUCAGAGCAACGAAAACAACAUAAAGGAAAGGAGUUCUAUGGACUUAUAAAACAUUUUCAAGAUAAAACAUUAGUUGAUAGUGACCAGUAUUUUGUUGUGGAUUUGUUUGAUGAUGGAUCAAGAGAUGCUUAUACAAAAUUUAGAGAUGUUGUUGUGUUUGAUGUCACUUAUACGACUAACAAUUUCAAGAUGCCUUUUUCUCCAUUUACUGGGGUGAAUCAUCAUGGGCAGUCUAUACUUUUUGGUGGAGCAUUUCUUGAAAAUGAAAAGGAAGAGACAUUUGAAUGGUUAUUUGAACAUUUCCUCAAAUGUAUGUUUAACAAGUAUCCGAAUGCAAUUAUAACAAAUCAAGAAAAAGCAAUGGGAAAUGCAAUAAAAAAAGUGUUUCCAAAGACUCGGCAUCGUUUUUGUUCAUGGCAUAUCAUGAAGCAUGAAACUGAGCACCUUCAAUCGUAUGUUUCCCAUUACAGUGAUUUUCAAGAAACGCACAAACAAUGGGUAAAUAGUGACACCAUUGAACAAUUUGAAGCAACAUGGGAAGUUAUGCAUAGUAAGUAUGAACUGGAAAGCAAUAGUUGGAUUAGUGACAUGUAUAACCAACGUAUACAUUGGGCUAAACCCUUCUUGAAGGAUACUUUCUUUGUUGGUAUGACAACAACCGGGCGAAGUGAGAGUAUCAACUCAUUUUUUGAUGAAUUUGUUAAUUCAAGGACCAUGUUGAAUGAUUUGAUGUACAAUACGACAAAGCAGUUGAGUCUCGAAGGACUGCCGAAGAAGAUGAAGACUUUAAGACUAUGA